This is a messenger RNA of Papaver somniferum (opium poppy), 3070 nucleotides long. RefSeq names its product receptor-like protein 43. Gene Ontology annotation, molecular function: receptor serine/threonine kinase binding. The transcript has a single exon. Bases 33 to 3038 code for a protein of 1001 amino acids. The record is from RefSeq and is a predicted model, not a curated record. Lineage: Eukaryota; Viridiplantae; Streptophyta; Magnoliopsida; Ranunculales; Papaveraceae.
UAGCCAUUAAUUCAUUCAAUAAGAAUACUCAAAUGACAUCAUUUCGUCUCCUUGUCAUCAAUCUUCAUUUUUUGUUCUGUUUAUUGAUCAGCGUCACUGAAUUUCCACUAACCUGUCAUGGAUGUCAUGAACAGGAUAGAAGUGCUCUCCUAGAUUUCAAAUCCUCAUUGGAAGACCCUGCAAAUCGUUUGGCAUCAUGGCAAGAUAGCUACCAACAUCAAAAUUGUUGUAAUUGGCUCGGAGUUGGAUGUUCAUAUGACUCUUUUCGGGUCAUCUCCGUCAGUCUUCGAAACACAGUCUAUGAAAAUAACCUCGGAGGAUCUGAUUUUUCACUAACAGGUAACUUCCCUCCUUCCCUUCUUAGAAUUCCUCAUCUCGAGUAUAUUGAUCUUGCCUACAACGAUUUCCAGGGAACACAAAUUCCGCUCCAGCUUUCCAAUCUAACAAAACUUACUCAUCUUGAUCUCUCCCACUCCAACAUUGGUUCAUCAAUUUCAACACAAUUCAACAACCUUUCAUCUCUACAUUACCUUGAUUUAUCUGAGAAUUUUCGCUUACAACCAUCAUCUGUAAAAUGGGUGAGAGGGUUAGUUAAUUUACAGGUGUUAAAUUUGAGUGGUAUUGAUCUAUAUACAUUUUCGAAAGAAAUUUUGGGUGAGCAUAUAUCUCAUCUUUCCAAUCUCAGAGAUCUUGAUCUCUCAUAUUGCAAUAUAUCUAGCACAACUUUUCCCAAUUUUCCCAAUCUUUCUUUUCUAUCUUCUCUUAAUAUGCAUUCUAAUGAAGAACUCAGUUCCCGAAUCCCAGUACAACUUGCGAAUUUAACUUCACUUUCUACUCUGGACUUGUCUUUUUGUGGGUUACAAGGUUCUGUACCUUAUCUUCCUCAGCUGAAAGUGCUCGAUGUUAGUGAUAAUCCUAGUCUUAAUCCUGAUCUAACUAGGAUGUUUCAACAUCAGUGGCCUAAGCUUCAAAAACUUAGCAUAUCAAAUACUAAUAUAAGCGGAUCAAUUCCGAGUUCAAUUUUGAAUGCACCGCUAUUACACUCUAUUUCUGCCAGACGGUGUUCAAUUCAAGGGUCUUUACCUUCUUCAAUCUAUAAUCUUUCUCAGUUAGAGACUCUAUAUCUCUCGGAAAAUAACAUUACAGGUUACAUCCAGUCCUCAAUAUCCAACCUAAAGCUCCUCACAAUUCUGGACUUGUCUGACAAUAAUUUCCAAGGAUCCAUACCAAAAUCAAUAUCCAACCUAAAGCUCCUAACCGUGCUGGACUUGUCUGUCAAUAAUUUCCAAGGACCCGUACCAUGUUCAAUCUGUGAGCUUAUUUCUCUUCGAACACUUGAUUUCGAAAGUAAUAAUAUAACAGGAACCAUACCGAGUUGCAUAUUGAAUCUUCAUAACCUUAGUGCUUUUUCUGUCUCUAAUAACUCGAUUGAGGGAAGCCUUUCAUUGAAAUCUCUGAUUAACGAUCUAAACCUAACAUACUUACAUCUGAGCUCAAAUAGGCUUACUGUAGAUAUUGAUCAAAAUUUCAGUUUGUACUCUAAAUUCAAACUACAGUCUUUGUAUUUGAAAUCAUGCAAUCUAAAAGGAUUCUUCCCUACUUUCAUCUGUAAAUUGAGUCAUCUUUAUGUCUUAGACUUGUCUCAUAAUAACCUGACAGGAGUUAUUCCUUCUUGUAUCUCCAAACUCAAAAAUCUCUUUUCAUUUGAUAUAUCGAACAACCAACAUUACGGUCCUCUGCCUCUUCCACCUCAACCUGAUAUAUCGAUCCCACUUUCUUUUGAUAUAUCUAAUAAUAAACUCAGUGGUAAAAUCUCAAUAGAAGUUGGAAAAAGACUAUCUAAUUGUUCCAACAUCAAUCUAGCUGGGAAUCAACUUUCGGGUUCAAUUCCCUCUUUUAUAUGUUCAAAAAGUUCAAGAUCUUCUCUUCAAAUAAUCGACCUCUCUAACAACAGAUUCUCAGGGGUUAUACCAAAUACCUUAGGGUAUUGUAAGAGUCUUCUAUCACUAAACCUUGGGAGCAAUAAUCUCACAGGAAAUGUUCCAAAUGAGAUUGAAAAACUAGAAUCAUUGGGUUAUCUUCAACUACAAGGCAACUAUCUCGAUGGUGAUCUUCUCAACUUCAUCAGUAAACUACAUUCGUUGGUAGUUCUUAACUUGGCGAAUAACCGAUUCGAAGGAAGUAUACCAACGACACUAUUUGGUGCACAACACUCUCUCUUAAGUAUCAUUUCUUUAAGGUCAAACAAAUUCAAUGGAACAAUCCCUGAUGAAAUUAACAAUUUGAAUCAACUGCAAAUUUUGGACUUAUCGCACAACAAUUUCUCCGGCAAUAUUCCUAAGCAAUUAGGAAGCUACUGGAUGAAUUUAACAGGCGCGUCUCACGAUGUUAUGAAUGUGUAUGACAUUCAAUUGCAGAUGGUGAUCAAUGGGAUCAUGUUGCACUUUGAAAAAAUAUACACUUAUACCACGGGAUUGGAUCUAUCACGCAACAUGCUUGAUGGUAACAUUCCAACAGAGAUAGGUCGGUUAAGCGAACUUGCAAGGCUCAAUUUGUCCCACAAUCAUUUGUCGGGUAACAUACCUGCGAGUAUUGGAGAUAUGUCUAAGUUAGCUUCCCUGGACUUAAGUUUCAAUACACUAUCCGGGAAAAUCCCACAAUCGUUAACAUCACUUGACUCUCUUGGGGUUUUUAACCUAUCUUACAAUGAGUUGAGUGGUCAAAUUCCAAAAGGGAUUCACUUUAGCACGUUGGGUGGUGAUGGUUUGGCUUUUGUUGGGAAUGUAUUAUUGUGUGGAGAACCUACAAAGAAUGUUUGUGAAGUGGAAGAAGACGAUCAAGAAGAUGAUCAAGAAAAUUACCAAGAAGAUACAAAUGAGAAAUUGAUAUUGUAUAAUAUUAUUUCUUUGGGGUUUAUAUUGGGAUUUUGGGGUCUAUUCUUUGUGAUGCUUAUAAAAAAGGAGAAAUGGUGGUUUCCAUAUUGGAGAUUUAUCGAUUCUACUGUAGAUGUGAUCAUAAGAUGUAUUCAAAGUGAAUAAUUAUAAUACCACCUGAAUAAUUAUAAAAAAUU